AUGGAGAUUGGCUGCCGUAUCGAUGUUGGUGGGAAUAGAGGAUCAGUGGGGUAUAUUGGGCCCAUCGAAGGUUAUGAUGGUGAUUGGGUGGGCGUUGAUUGGGACGAUAGGAAGAGGGGUAAACAUGAUGGUGCAGUGGGUGGGAAACGUUACUUUUUUGCCAGUGGUGAAAAAAGUGCAUCAUUUGUGAGGUUAUCAAAUGUUAUUUUUGGGAGGAAAAUUGAUAGCGAAAUGACUAGUCGUUAUGCAACGCAGUCUGAGAUGGAUCAGUAUGAAAUAGGAGUGAAAAUGAUUGACUUUGUGGCUAUGGAAAAAAUAUUUGGAAAACAAAGAGAUAUCUAUAAACUGCGUUGUGUUGUUCUUGACAGCAUGCAUGUUGCUUUACCACCGGAUAUUGGAAGUCCUCUUUUCAAUUAUUGCACAGAGUUGAGCUUAUACAAUAAUCUUAUUGCAAGAUGGAGAGAUGUUUUAGAUAUUGUUAAAUUUUUUCCUGUUCUUCGCUAUCUUAAUUUAAGGAAGAAUUACAUGGAGCCAGAGAUGACAUCUGUUAAAAAUUUUGAUUCCCCUGUCAAAUCGCCGGUUUUUCGUUUAGUUAUCAGUGAUUGUCGGAUCGAUCAAAAAACUGUUAAAGGGGUUCAGAAAUUAUUUCCCAAGCUGGAGCAGUUGUAUCUUGCCUCAAACAAUCUCCACACCUUUGAGGUUUCAUCUACUACAGGCAGUUUACAGCUAUUGGAUUUGGAGAAUAACAGUAUUGAAACUUUUUCUCGCAUUCAUUCCCUUUCUACAGUGCAGAGCUUAACUUCUCUGAACUUGUCAAACUGCGGGAUAUCAGAGGUAAUAUUUGGAAGUCCGAUCGGUUUUGCUUCUCUCAAAGACUUGUACCUCCGCAACAACGUUUUAAAAGGGUGGAAGUGGAUUAAUGAGAUAGCAAAACUGCCAGCAUUGAUCAGGUUGUAUGUGAAAGGACGUCUCAGUCUUGACAAUGAGUUUGGUAACAACACUCGAGAAGUUCUAAUAGCUAAACUUCCUAAAUUGAUUGAACUAGACAGGUGCGAAAUAAGUCAUGUGGAACGAAGAUCUGCUGAAAUUUUUUUUUUGAACAAGUAUGGAGUAAGUCCAGUAGCGAGAGAACACGAAGAAGAUAUUGUCAGGCUACAGAAAAUUUACGGCGCCCCAGAUGCUGCUCGACUCGUCCUACCAGGCGGGAUUCGUUUGCUAAAGUUAAAGCUCGUAUUUAACAAUAAGGAAGUUCUACGUUCUCUCCCUGCUUCGAUGUCGGUUCAAAAAUUGUAUGGCAUGGCUAGCAGGCUUUUCAGUCUUGACAUCAGAAAGUUAGCUCUUUAUGCAGAAAGUGUUGGUGGAUUAACCUUUGAGUUUGACAAUCCCUGUCGGUCGCUGAAUUUCUUCGACCUCUCUGAUGGUGAUGUUAUUCAUGUUCGGGCAUUAUAG
Messenger RNA from Enterobius vermicularis (human pinworm), 1449 nucleotides. Lineage: Eukaryota; Metazoa; Nematoda; Chromadorea; Rhabditida; Oxyuridae. The record is from the annotation of a GenBank genome assembly.